CAGAUAACAUGGCACAGCCAAAUGAAGUCCUGAAACAAGAGAUACAAAAAGCUCUAACAUAUGACUAUGUCUUUUACUCGUUACUGUGCCUCGUAUUCUAUGAAUACGUAAUAACCCUGGACCUGGAGAUAGAGGCAGUGUGGAGAAAGAAGUUUACGGUCGCCUCACUGCUGUUAUUGAGCAUCCGAUGGCUCAUGCUCCUGGGCCCAAUCAUGCCGGCUGUGCCUGCUUAUACGCAAACUUGGUGUAAAUCAGGUUAUAUACUGGGAAUGCUUGUGUUCUUGACAGUUACAUUCCUAAUUUCAGUAUUCUCUGCUCUGCGCAUAUUCGCACUCUGGAGACGCUCGAGGAUGUGGUAUGUAUUUCCUGCAGUCGUGUUCGUGCUAGGGACUAUCCCAGUUGGAACAAACCUCUUCAUUUGGAUACGCAGCUCAGUCGAGUACACGAAGACUUCGCAGGAUGUUGGAUGCACCUCUUUAGCCAACAUACCCAUGAAGCUAAACACAGAGUUCGUUAUUCUUACAAGAUGCAGUGCAAUCGCCUCUGACAUCGUCGUCCUUGUGUUGACAUGGGUCAAAUCCUUUGUGCACUGGCGGGAGAUGCGGCGGCUCGGCCUUACUUCGUCUAUUUCUGGCGUGCUACUCAGAGACGGUACCUUCUAUUUUCUUGCACUUCUAGGCAUGAGCGUCCUGGAGCUUCUGACCUACUCCACCAAAUUCAUGUACAGGUCCGAGGGCACCUAUGCGACCAUCUUUCUCCAGUUCUUGCCUCCGCUGUUGGUGCAGCGUUUCAUCCUCAACCUCUCCCGGCUCAGCCACACCGCCGAGAUCUGUGGGACUAGCACCAGCGAGCAGCACCCCUCGCUUACCCCUUUAAGCUUCAGGGUGUCCUCCGAUUUCCUUGGGAAUAUUGGGGAGCCUCUGAAUCAUAGCCAGUCAGAGCAGGUUGAAGAUAGCGACGACAUUCACUGCGCAGCGGAGGAGCGGCAAGAACGAAUCGAAGCGGGCUCUGCACGGUUUGCGAGCCCGGCGACCAUACGCCGAGAGAAACUGACGAGUGCCGGCGUUGCGCCAGUUUUGCUAUCCCUCGAAAGCGCCAGCGAAGAGAGCGACGUCGGCUCGUCCGCUUUCCUGUACGGAAAGGCCAUUGGACCUUUUACGGCUGCAGAUUAGCAGGUUUCGAUACACGGUUACGUCAUGAAUGCAUGACCAUCAGUGAUCGCCAACUGCUGUGUUACUCGACGCUAGCAUCGAAAGGGACAGACAUUCAUCGUAUCAACAUUCGCUCCAAUUUCGCCUCUGUUAUUUAUAUUCCUCUCAGAAUUUUGCCAAUUGCGAAUCACACAGCACGUUCCUAGUAGCGCGGUGGUAUAAA
Phanerochaete carnosa HHB-10118-sp is the source of this 1374-nucleotide messenger RNA. RefSeq lists its product as uncharacterized. The transcript has 12 exons. The coding region runs from base 213 to 1172 and encodes 319 amino acids. The record is from RefSeq and is a predicted model, not a curated record. NCBI's taxonomy places the organism in Eukaryota, Fungi, Basidiomycota, Agaricomycetes, Polyporales, Phanerochaetaceae.